Molecule: messenger RNA, 1241 nt
Organism: Ictalurus furcatus (blue catfish)
Lineage: Eukaryota; Metazoa; Chordata; Actinopteri; Siluriformes; Ictaluridae
Gene: mrps25
Product: mitochondrial ribosomal protein S25
Exons: 4
Coding region: 472-993 (173 amino acids)
Cellular component (GO): mitochondrion
Molecular function (GO): structural constituent of ribosome
Source: RefSeq, a predicted model, not a curated record
UACUAUAGGCUAAUGCGACCAAGGCCGAAUUAUGAGAAACAGAAAUUAUUAAUUAAUAGUUUAGCUGGAUCUUCGGGCUAUCUGUUAGUUAACCUCACCUCCCGAUCCGAGUCAUUCUUUGAUUAGUUCACGUCUGGAGUCUUCGGGUCCGAGUCGUUCCUUCAUCUCGUUUCCGGUACUGCAUGAUGCAUUGCCUAUGGGGCGGCCACCGGAAGAACGAACGACUCAAACCCGAAGACUCGAGACGUGAACUAAUCAUUUCCGUUUCAUGUACAGUACCUAUGGGGAUGUCUCUGCGCAUGCACGGUCAAAAAAUGAACGAAUCACUCUCUGAGACAACUCGUUGUUCCCGAGUCAUAUUAAGGAUUCGCUCAAAAUGAACGAAUCGUUCAUGAACGACACACCAGUAAUGAGGUGGUGGUGCUGAGAGUCGUAUUCUCCACGCGCGUGUGAAUUAAAACGCAUUUAAUCAUGCCGAUGAAAGGAAGGUUCCCCAUACGGAGGACGUUAGAAUAUCUGCAGAAAGGAGAAGUGGUCUUCAAAAACUCGGUGAAGAUUAUGACUGUGAAUUACAACACGCGUGGAGAACUGAGCGAAGGCGCAAGGAAAUUUGUGUUCUUCUCUGUGCCACAAAUCCAGUACAAAAAUCCCUGGGUUCAAAUAAUGAUGUUCAAAAAUAUGACCCCAUCACCUUUUCUCCGAUUCUACCUGGGUGAUGGUGAGCAGGUAUUGGUGGACGUAGAAGGAAAGGACUAUAAAGAAAUAACCCAGCAUGUCAAGAAGAUCCUGGGCAAGUCAGAUAAAGUUCUGCAAGCGGAGGCGUUAGCCAAGAUGGAGUCCUCAAACCCUGCGAACUUCGGGCCCAAAAAAUACUUCCUGCGCGAGUGUAUAAGCGAAGUGGAAGGUCAGGUUCCUCACCCAGGUCGCGUGCCUUUGCCAAAAGAGAUGACUGGCAAAUACAGGACCAAAAUGGCUGCGAGCUCUGAGGACUAAACCUGGUCACAGGAAAAAGGACAGGACAGGAUUGUAACAUUUCAUCCUUUAAUCAGUUCUUCUGCCCAAAUGGACUGCAGUCAGUGUGUGAAAAUGCUUUCCUCAUACUGUGGAAAUAAUAAGCAGCCAUGGUGUGGGUUUUUUUUUUUUUUGUAAAAUAUAAAAUGGACUGUUUGAUUACUACUUGGUCUUCACUAAGACAUGAUGAUAAAUGAAUGACACCACAGUAAAGAUUCAUUUGACCGCAA